AUGCGUAUCAGCCACCACCUCCUGCAGGGCUACCGCUUCUUGGCCAACCGUCAGCGCAUCUUGUUCGGGUCGCGCCGAGAAGCCGUCCGCGACUUGUUCAAGACCGCCGGCGGCUCGUUUGCCCUCAUCGCCGGCUACAUCAUUGUGUUAAGAGAAUUCGCCUCUGCAACCCCUGAUGUGCUCUACGACUUCCGCCGCGCCACUUCUCCCGAUUUCCAGCUUUUCGCGACGCACGGCGAGCUGGCCGGCUACAACCAAGGCGUCUCGAUGCGCGUCCACGGCAGCAAGCUGGAAAGCCAAGAAACGGAACGCCGCAUCCUCAACGCCCAGCCGUCAGAGACCCGCAUCGGCGGCGGAGCCUAU
This is a messenger RNA of Mesorhabditis spiculigera, 363 nucleotides long. NCBI's taxonomy places the organism in Eukaryota, Metazoa, Nematoda, Chromadorea, Rhabditida, Rhabditidae. The record is from the annotation of a GenBank genome assembly.